Stylophora pistillata is the source of this 655-nucleotide messenger RNA. RefSeq names its product histone H2A. NCBI's taxonomy places the organism in Eukaryota, Metazoa, Cnidaria, Anthozoa, Scleractinia, Pocilloporidae. The record is from RefSeq and is a predicted model, not a curated record. Gene Ontology annotation, cellular component: nucleosome. Gene Ontology annotation, molecular function: structural constituent of chromatin; DNA binding; protein heterodimerization activity.
ACAAAUAUCUGAUUGGUGCUUUUCGAUCCUUAGACCUGCCGAGCGAAGUACAAAUGUUUCGAUUUGCUCUUUAUUCCUUGGUUUUACCGAGUGAAGUUCGUGAGCUAUAGUGCGAUAUUACUAUGUCUGGUCGAGGUAAAGGUAAAGCUAAGGGCACCAAGUCUAAGAGCCGCUCAUCUCGAGCAGGGCUUCAAUUCCCUGUCGGUCGAAUCCACCGUCUGCUCCGCAAAGGCAAUUAUGCUGAACGUGUUGGCGCCGGUGCUCCAGUAUACUUGGCCGCUGUGCUUGAAUAUUUGAGCGCUGAGAUCCUCGAGUUAGCGGGUAACGCUGCUCGUGAUAACAAGAAGACAAGAAUCAUUCCUCGUCAUCUUCAGCUUGCUGUCCGUAAUGACGAGGAGCUAAACAAACUGCUCGCCGGUGUCACCAUCGCACAGGGAGGAGUUCUUCCUAACAUUCAGGCUGUACUUCUGCCCAAGAAGACUGAAAAGAAACCCAAGGCUUAAUUCAAAUUUCACCAGUUACAACAAACGGCUCCUUUAGGAGCCAGCAGAUGUUUAUAAAGUCAUAAUCAACUUUGCGCACUAGGUUUACAACCUUACCUUAACAUGUAAAACCAGCGAGUGGGAUAACAAUAUAAAUUUUGGCUUUGGCAAUG